Molecule: messenger RNA, 554 nt
Organism: Darwinula stevensoni
Lineage: Eukaryota; Metazoa; Arthropoda; Ostracoda; Podocopida; Darwinulidae
Source: the annotation of a GenBank genome assembly
AUUUUGCUUCAGCCGAGCGAUCCUUCGCUACCUGGUCGGAAAAUACGGGAAGGACGAUAGCCUUUAUCCCAAGGACUUGAAGGAAAGGGCCGUCGUGGAUCAAAGGUUGGACUUCGACGCUGGAACUCUCAGUGCGAGAAUGCAAUUCCUCUACUCGUUCCUGACAGUGGAAGACGGAAAGAAGUCCGUGAACGAGACGGUGUUGAGCAAACUCGAUGAAGCCCUGGGAAUUUUGGACAUUUACAUCGGUAAAUCCGGAGGCUAUGCGGCUGGGAAUCGCCUCACCAUUGCCGACUUCGCAUUACUCGUUUCCAUCGCCUGCAUCGAGAUGGUGCAACUGCUCGACGUGUCGAAGCACGAGCACGUGCGUGAAUGGCUGUCGAAAUGCAAGGCCGAAAUGGACGGUUACGAGGAACUGAUCGGGAGCAAGGCUGCCAGCCUCAGAGAAUGGACGAAAAAUGCGCUGGGGUAGAUGCCCGACAAAUUUCGCUCAAGUGUCGCACUGGAGGAAGGAAUUUCGUUUUAAGAGGUUUUUAAAGGCGACUCCGUGACUU